Mobula hypostoma (lesser devil ray) is the source of this 10283-nucleotide messenger RNA. RefSeq names its product regulator of G protein signaling 12b (gene rgs12b). Gene Ontology annotation, molecular function: GTPase activator activity; protein binding. Gene Ontology annotation, cellular component: plasma membrane; nucleus; cytoplasm. The transcript has 18 exons. Bases 303 to 4916 code for a protein of 1537 amino acids. Lineage: Eukaryota; Metazoa; Chordata; Chondrichthyes; Myliobatiformes; Myliobatidae. Gene Ontology annotation, biological process: signal transduction; regulation of G protein-coupled receptor signaling pathway. The record is from RefSeq and is a predicted model, not a curated record.
UUGCAGGGGAGAAGCCUCCCAAGUUGUAGAACAAGAAGCCAUUUGGAGCGGUCCCCAGGGCGGCUCGCUCCCCUUCCCAGCACUGAACUUACACAGUCUGUAGACUGGCUGCGGAUACCUUUAGCACUCUUGAGAGUUUAGGGAUAAGAUGCUCCGAUGUUUCACUGGGGCAAUAUGCAUGAACUAGGAUGGAACUUAGAAGAGAUAAUUGGAGCUUUUUCCUGAAAUAUUCAGCUGAUCAAUCCCUGGCCAUUUCAGUAAUGUGCUGAUAUUAAUAUUGCUCUGUUGUGGGUAUUUAAACAAUGCAGAGACAAGCUGAUCAAGUGAAACGUCGUUCGAGCACCAAUCCUUCCAUUCGGGUGAGGAAUGUUGAUAUCGCGAGAGGAAGAACUGGAUAUGGAUUUACCCUUUCUGGACAAGCUCCAUGUGUGCUUAGCUGCAUCCUUAAAGGGAGCCCAGCACAUUUUGUUGGGCUUAGAUCUGGUGACCGUAUACUGACUGUUAACGACAUUAAUGUCUCUAAAGCCUCUCAUGAAGAUGUAGUGAAAUUGAUAGGGCAGUGCACAGGUGUACUUCGGCUUGUCAUUGCUGAUGGUAGUAAUCACUGUGAUACAGGUUCCAGUGAUGAAGAACUUAAUUUUGGUGAAGACAAAGUGGCAUGGGUGAACAAUAAGACAAAGCCCAAAACACUGGGGCUAAAUAGAGCUGAAAAGGUUGUGGCUGAUGUACAGUCGGGUGGGAUUUUUAAAAUGCUAUUUGACAAUUCCAAUAGUUCUAGGAAAUGUGGUCGGAACUGUAUACAGCAGCCAAGACACGGCACUGAAAAAAUCAGUGGGCUUCCUGUCAGUCGCAAAAGUGCAAAAAAGAACCACAAUUCACUUUCUGAAGAUGAAGUGCAGAAGGUAUUGAACGAUGACUCGGUUUUUAUCAAUGGUCUGGAAAGCCAAGAUGGAUUUGCUCUAGAUGCUAGCAUUCUGAAUGUUGGAAUGAUUGUAGGCUACUUGGGUUCUAUUGAGUUGCCUUCAACAAGCUCAAAUCUGGAAAAUGAAAGCCUGCAGGCCAUCCGUGGGUGCAUGCGUCGUUUGCGUGCCGAGCAGAAGAUUCAUUCUCUUGUCCUGAUGAAAAUAAUGCACGACUGUGUUAAACUGUUUAAUGACAAACAUCAUGUGCUAGCUUUAUACCCAGCAGAAAAGUUGGCUUUCAGUGCUGUGUGUCCCGAUGACCGACGGUUCUUUGGAUUGGUUACGAUGCAGAUGUUUGAUGAUCAGCGCCUAGCUGUUGACUGUGAAGGUGGGUUGAGGACUUCAUGUCAUGUCUUCAUGGUUGAUCCCGAUCUUUGUCAGCACAAAAUUCACCAGGGAAUUUCCAGACGCUUUGGUAUUGAGUGCACACCAGAUCCAGACGCCAACGGCUGCUUAGAGUUUCCCCCUUCCUCUCAACCUGUUCUUCAGUUUGUAUCGGUGUUGUACAAGGACAUCGGGGAGUCAUUUGAAAGUGCACGGGCAAGAGCCUUUCUUGACGGAGACUCAUCCGAUGGACAGCAGAACAAUAGUAUUAGUAGUAACAGUGAUAGUGGAAUUGGAUGCUAUAGCCAUGAGGAAAAGAAUAAUCGAGUUCUCGUUGUUGAUCUAGGGACCAGCUCAAACAAACACGCUCUCAGUGCUGCCUGGGCUAAUGUACAAGGUAAAGGACACAUUCAAGGUACUCAGUGGAAUGGUUGUCGUCAGGAAUUAGAAAACAAAUAUCUUGCACCUCGGCUUUCAGAGUUGCCACAGAAUGAAUGCUCUUUGCAUAAUGGUAAUAGACACCUUAUUCCUUCCCGGCUCGACGUUCCUGGAACAUCUCCACGGUCUGUGUUAAAUCCAGCUAAGAAAUCUGAAGUUAUGAACUGUGUGCCUUGUGGGCCUCCUAGAUGGCUGCCCCUUCAUGUCCAUAAAGAUUGGCAGUACUGUAGCAGUAGUGAUCAGGAAUCUUACGCAGAAUCCACAGAUGGAUUAUCCAGUGUCAACUGUAGUACACUGAAGAAAGAUCUUCCCCCUCCAAUGAGCAAGAUUCAGACCGAAAAGUAUAGAGUUGGAAGUGGCUUAAGUCAGCCUUUUCGAAAUGUAGCUCAAAAGAAUGAACUGACAAGUAAAUUGUUUGAUAUGGAAAAAAUGUUUGGGAUACAACAGAAUAACAAGAAAAGCAAAGAUAACAAGGGUACAAAGUUUUCUGCACUUUCUGUAGGAUUCUUACAAGCUGCACAACGUCCUUCUAUCAGGAGAUCAUAUGGAAGAUCAAAGCGUUUUAGUAUAACCCGGUCUUUGGACGAUUUGGAAACAGCAGCAGUCUCCGAUGGAGAAUUAAAUGGUGCUGAUCUCAAAAAUUACAACAGUGAAAACAGCAUCAACAGCAAUGCCAGUCUUCCUAGUGUCCAAAGCUGCAGGAAAUAUGCAGAACGACAGGUAGCCAGCUGGGCUGUGUCCUUUGAGCGACUCCUGCAAGAUCCAGUUGGCAUCAGAUAUUUCUCAGAGUUUCUGAAGAAAGAAUUUAGUGAAGAAAAUAUAUUAUUCUGGCAGAGCUGCGAGUAUUUCAGCCAAAUUCCUCAACAUGACAAGAAACAGCUUUUGUCUCGAGCUCGGGAGAUCUACAACAAUUUCUUGUCCAACAAAGCAGUCACCCCUGUCAAUAUCGACAGCCAGGCACAGUUAGCUGACGAUAUCAUCAAUGCACCACACCCCGAUAUGUUUAAAGAGCAACAGUUGCAGAUUUUCAGCCUGAUGAAGUUUGACAGCUAUACCCGUUUCCUGAAGUCAACAUUGUACCAAGAAUGUAUGUUGGCAGAAGUGGAGGGUCGUGCUUUGCCAGAUCCAUAUCAGAUACCUUGCAGUCCAGCCUCAAAGCACAGUGCCAGUUCGGACCGCUCCAAUGUUUCUUCCCCAAACAAGUCCAGCACAAAACCAAAAUCAAGUAGGAUACUAAAUAGUGAACUUGAAGAUGACAAUGGCAAUAAAAAGAAAACAUUUUUUUCCUGGUCGCGAAGGAGCCUGGGACGAAUUCAGAAGAGGAAAGAGAAUGGGGACUCGCGUGCUGACCUCUCUGCAAGUAAUGGGCUGCUUCCAUGGCAUCGGGAAUCCUUUGGAUCAACAUCUUCAUCCACUAGCACUGAGUUGAUAACGGUUGGCAGUCCAGGAAAUAACAGACAAGAGUUUGAUUCCAUCAAAGUGCCUGUGACAGAGAGAGAAAAGUCUUCAAAGCACUGCACUGUGAUUCUUCCUGAUGGUUCCUCGCACACAGUUUCUAUUCAGUCUGGUGUUACUAUUCGGCAACUGUUGACUGAUCUGUGUGAAAAGCUGCAGGUCCAGUUAGCAGCUGUAGACCUCUUUCUGGUUGGAGGUGACAAGCCUCUUGUACUUGAUCAAGACUGCUGCACAUUAAUAUCAAGGGAGGUUCGAAUAGAGAAACGAACGCUAUUUCGACUCGACCUUGUUCCUAUAAAUAGAUCAGUUGGUUUAAAGGCCAAACCUACCAAACCGGUGACGGAAGUACUCCGACCUGUGGUGGCCAAGUAUGGCUUGAAUCUUGGUGAAUUAGUGGCCAGAAUUAACGGAGAAUCUGAAGUGCUAGAUCUUGGAGUUCCUAUAUCUAACCUAGAUGGACGCCGUGUUGUUCUUGAUGUUGCAGAUCCUAUUAAGGGGAAAGACAGACAGAAGAACACAGGAGAAAAAGUCAGCUCUUCCAACAAUGUCACACUAAGUCAAGCUGAAAAGAAUGACGGAAGACCUCUGGGAAAACCUCCUUCGGUGAAAGUGAAAGGAGAGAAUGGAAAACCUUCCAAAGAUGCACAACUUUUUAAGAAAGAAGAAUUAAUUCAAAGGACAAGUAGAAAGCAGCAGCCAAAGUUAAAUAUGGAUGAGGUGGAAGAGUUUUUUGACCUUCUGUCCAAAGCUCAGAGUAACCGAGUAAAUGAUCAGCGUGGACUUCUGAAGAAAGAGGACCUUAUCCUCCCAGACUUUCUACGCCUGAAGCCAAAAGUAUCUGAACCUGGUUCCUCCACACCUGUGGCAAACAAAGCAAAUGAUAAAAGGAGAGAAGAAAAAAGCCAAAAUUUGCACAAGAGCCUAAUAUCCAAUAAAUCAGAACUUACAGACUCCAGCACAGCUAACUCACCUGCAAUUAAUUUUAAUGAAAACUCCAACAGCGUGAAAAUCAAGUCAACUCAACAGCACGAUAACUGUCAUCGACCUGUGGUAGUGCCACCCAGCUAUGUGAAGCCGGACACUAAGCAGACUAACGGUGCUCCUUUCCACGUGCCGGUCUCUCCUAUUCCACAUGUCACUGAACAAAGGUGGGAAAAGCACUCUGCAGGUGGGCAGUCAGAAACCGUACAGCCUUAUGAGGACGAGAAUGCAUUUGACCUGACUUUGGUGGCAGAAGGUGAUAUCAAUAGCCCAAACAGUACGUUAUUACCGCCCCUACCAACGCCACCGUCCACUGUCAGUAAACUGGAGGUAGCUAACUAUACUCCACCAACUCCAUACACAGAUGGUCAGGAGAACUCUUCACGCUGCAGAUCCACAUCAGAUUCGACAAAGGAAAGGGGAACGAUCGCAUGGAUGAAGCCUCCUUGUCUUGAGCAGAGAUCUGACACGCAGCCACAGACAAGCGUGAACACCUCUGCCUUCACUGCAAGCACUAACCACACCCAGUGGGAUCUUCCUGUAAGCAAGGUUAUUGACAUUGAUGAUGCAAAAUCAGGAGAUGCCAGUGGGUCGGAUGGAAACCUGAGUUUUGAAGGAUAUAUUUCUGAACUGAAAUGUUGCCAGGGAAGAAUGCGUACAGGGGUUUAUCAGAUGUCGGAAUUACCAUCGCUGAUUACGGUAAAGAGUGAAAGGAACAAGACUUUGGAGGCACGACAUAAGGCUACAUUUGUCUGAAUCCUUGACACAAAAAAAUUCACAGUUUAUUACCUUAAAUGCUAUUUGGAAAACUGGGAUUAAAAUUAAAAUUAAUUGUGAACAGCUCAAUAAUUAGUCAUCAAAAUUUAAUCAUCUUUCUCCCCAGUGUAAUUUAGUUAUCUUAAACAAAUAUCACUGAGAACUCUUGAGGUAAGAUCUGUUGAUGUUGGACGAAAAGAGGAAUAUCGAUUCUAAAAUGUAUGAUUGUACUUGGUAGAAUAGGCAAGUAAAAUAUUGACAAUUUCCCUGUAAUUUAAUUACUGCAAGCAGCCAAGACUUUUGUUCGAGUAAAUGUAUUACAAUAAAUGUGAAAACGUUAGUUGUAAAUUUAGAUUGAAUAUAAUUGUGUAAAUUGUUUUGAAUUUUUCUCUGUGUUUGAAUACUUCUGAAAAUCGAGAACAAGAUGGUUUACAUUACUGAAAAUAAUAUCUGAUCUUCACGAAGGCUGUUUCUAAUGUGUCCCUCUGUGUGUUUUUGUAGAAAGGAGAAGUAAUUUGUACUCAAAACAGCAGAAAUGUGUUCCCUUUCUGGCGUCUUAGGUGUCCCUCACUACAAGGCUUCAUUACCUAAGGUUUAAUAACAGAACUAAUAUUUUAUAUUGAGUUGUCCAUCAGGUUCCUUACACGUGGAUACUGACAAUAUCCAUAUUCUACUGUACAUGGAACCAAUGUUUUUGCUGUACGCACACUUUCCCAGCUCAGCUCAGUGAUCACAGAAUAUAGAACAUUGCAGCACAGUACAGGCCCUUCAGCCCACAAUGUGCCGACCUUGUAAUGAACUCUAAGAUCGAUCUAACCCUUCCCUCCUACGUAGCCUUCAAUUUUUCUAACAUCCAUGUGGCUAUCGAAGAGUUUCUUAAGUGUCCCUAAUAUAUCAGCUUCUACCACCACUCUGGCAGAGCAAUCCACACACCCACUGCUCUCUGUGUAAAAGCAAAAGUUAUCUCUAACAUUCCCCCUAUACUUCCCUCCAGUUACCUUAAAAUUAUGCCCCCUCGUAUCAGCCAUUUUCACCCUGGGUAAGAGGUCUCGGAUUAUCCACUUAAUCUAUGCUUCUUAUCAUCUAUCAAGUCACCUCAUUUUCCUUUUCUCCAGAGAGAAUAGCCCUAGCUCAAUCAACUUAUCCUCUUAGGACAUGCAGCCUCAUAAUUCUCAUAAUACAAGCAUCAUCUUGGUAAAUUUCCUCUAAAGCUUCCAUAUCCAUGUUACAAUGAGAUAACCAGAACUGAACACGGUAUUCCAAGUGUGGACUAACCUGGGUUUUAUAGAGUUGCAACACUACCUCAAUUCAGCAGGAAAAGAUUAAAGAAAGGUUAGCUGUAUUUGUACAUGGAAAUAGGCCACAAAAUGCAUCACUUGCAUUGCAUCAAGCCAGUGAGGAUUGUGCCGCCACAUUUUCGGCACCAAGAUAACAACCCCACAACUUAUAAACCAGAACCGUGCGUCUUUGGAAUGUGGGAAGAAUCGGGAGCACCCGGAGGAAACCCAUUGCGAUCACGGAGAGAACGUCCAGACUCCUUACAGAUAAUGGCAGGAAUCGAAUCCCAGUCUUAUAGCCCGUGCAGUAAAGCUAAAGCAUUGUCGCAGUAACAGCUAUGCUACUGUGCUGCCCCCUAAGUGAGUUGUAGUAGUCUCCAACCAUUUUAAAUGACUUUAACAUCUCUCUUACAACUGUUGUUAUGAAUUCCUUUCUCAUUAAAGUUUGAGUUCUGGUUCUGCCAUCCUGUCCUAUUUCAAAAUAUGGUUCCAGAUUUAUCUUGGCUUGGUAUUUUGGAAAAAAAUGGUGAGAUGGUGUCAAACGUUAUUUUCGCAGCAUUGUGUUCUGAUGUGAAAUAUGCUUCGGAAAUAAUUUUUCAUGAAAAUUCCUUAUUCUGGAGAUAUGCAAAUACAGUUUCCUGUUUUCUCAGACCUUUUGCCUAUUCUGUGCUUCAGGGAACAAAAUCUGCUGGCUUUACUCUAUCUGAUCUAUGUAAGACUCACGUUGCCAUGCAAGUUGAUAGAGUGCUUAAGGAAGCGCAUGGUGUGUUGGCAACUAUGUUCAGGUGCCACAAGAUAAUGUUUUUUCUAGUUUUUAAAAAUUCUUUUUAUUGAGAUACAGUGUGAAAUAGGUUCUUCCAGCCCUUUGAGCCACACCACUCAGAAAUACCCUAAUCUGAUCACGGGACAAUUUACAAUGACCAAUUAGCCUACCUACUGGUACAUCUUUGGACUGUGAGAGGAAACCAGAGCAUCCUGAGGAAAACCACGCUGUCACAAACUCCCUCAGACAGCGGCAAGGUAACUGGUACUUGUAAAGCGUUGUGCUAACCACUACACUACCGUGCCUCCCUUGCAGCUCAAUGAAACUAGUUAGACCACACUUGGAGUAUUUUGCUCAGUUUUGGCCACAUCUUUAUAGAAAGGAUAUGGAAUCCUCAGACAGAGUGCAGAGGAGGUUUGCCAGGAUGCUGUCUGGAUUGAAGAGCACGUCUUAUGCAGAUAGUUGAAUGAGCUAGGGCUUUUCUUUCUGGAACAAAGGAGGUUGAAAGCUGACUUGAUAGAGGUGGGCAAGAUGGCAUAGAUUGUGUGGAUAGCCAGAGUUUUUUUUCUCAGAGUGGAAAUGGCUAAUACAAGGGGGUUAUUAGUGGAAAUUAUAGGGGGGAUAUAAGAGGUAAGUUCUUUACAAAGUGGGAGGGGAAUGCAUGGAACACCCUGCCAAGGACAGUGGUAGAGGCAGAAACAUUAGGGCAUUUAAAAAACUCUUAGAUAGGCACGUAGAUUAACACAAUACAUCUUGCCUUCUGCCAAGCAAACACCGGGGGGCAGCACUGAUGCCAUCUGUACACCAUGCCACAUCACCUCCAGCACUCCAGCAGAGCAGAUUGAUCUGAUACCUCUCUCCUGGGUGACUGAAGACAGUCCACACCAAGGCUUGAGGCCGAGCCCUCACUACAACCAAGGCCACGCAGCUCCCCCGCUGGUCAUCAAUAAACCAAUGAAUUUGACUUGCAGCAUUCCACAUUAGCAAUGUCCAACAAGGUAUUGUGAUCACAAGAAAAGCAACCAAGAUGAUCUCUCACUCUUAGAUUGCACACCCACUCCGAUGCCUCUCUAACACAGGUAGUAGCAUGAUCUGCAAAAGGUCCAGAUCCUUCAGUUUCUCCACCAACUAGCAACUUGCUAAUGGGGUACACCUGAAGAACCUUAAGUUCUUAAUGUCUAAUAUGGUCUUGUGAUCAUAAAAUAUCAUUAAACAGUAACACCUUUGGUUGGCCCUUUAGAAGCUGCUGUGACCAAGCACUAUCUUACGGGAAAUAUAAGAUCAAGAAUGUGAUGCUGAGGCUUUAUAAGGCAUUGGUCAGACUGCACAGAGUAUUGUGAGCAAUUUUGGGCCCAUUAUCUGAGGAAAGAUGUGCUCGUAUUGGAGAGGAGGAUCAUGAGAAUGAUUCUGGGUAUGAAAGGGUUAACAUAAGAGGAAUGUUUGAUGGCUCUGGGCCUGCACUGACUGGAGUUUAGAAGAAUGAGGGGCGGGGAUCUCAUUGAAACCUAUCAAAUAUUGAAAGGUCUCGAUAGAGUGGAUGUGGAGAAGAUGUUUCCUAUAGUGGGUGAGUUUUAGACCAGAGGGCAUAGCCUCAGAAUAGGGGGGUGUCAAUUUAGUACAGAGAUGAGGAGAAGUUUCUUUAGCCAGAGGGUAGCGAAUCUGGAAUUCAUUGCCACAGGUGGCUAUGGAAGCCAAGUCAUUGAGUAUAUUUAAAGUGGAGGUUGAAAGGUUCUUGAUUAGUCAGGGUAUCAAAGGUUACAGCAGAAGGCAGGAGAGUGGGGUUGAGCGGGAUAAUAAAUCAGCUGUGAUGGAAUGGUAGAGCAGAUUUGAUGGGUCGAGUUGCCUCAUUCUCCUCCUAUGUCAUAAGGUCCUGUGAUCUCUUUUGUUUUGCUAACAUUGAGGGAAAGAUUGUUGUCAUGACACCAUGUUGCUAAGCUCUCUAUCUCCUUCCUGUACUCCACUUUAUUGAGAUACAGCCCACGGCAGUGAGAUGAUUGUGGUCUUCUUAAAGCAAGUGGGAACCCCAGACUGAAGCAGGUAGAGGUUAAAAAUGUCUGAAAAUCAUCAGAAUCAGGUUUAAUAUCAUUGACAUAUGUUGUGAAAUUUGUUUUUAUAUAUAUAUAUUAUUGCAUUAUGCAGUUUUUUUAUGUUCUCCACUGUCAGGGUAACCAAACCAUACCUAGUACUCCAAGUGUGGCCUCACUGAUGUUUUUUAAAACUGCAACAUUCCUGUAUCUCCUCUCUGGUGGUAGAAACGAGAGCAUGUCCUGAUCUGCAUGGAAUCUGAGGACACGGCCAGAGACACCGUUUGGGCCAGAAGCUUUCUCAUGGACUUAAAUGGCCUCUGGCUGAACUGUUGUAUGAAGCGAUAGCCAGAGGCAGGAACAAAUCCUGGACUAAACGGUGUGGAAUUGUCUGCUUGCCACCGAGUUGUUUUGAAGGAUCAGAGUGUUGUUUCAGAGAAGCUGUCAGCAGGAUGCACACAUUGUGUUAAUUGGGGUUGCUUCUUCCUAUGCGUCUGGCCCUGCUAUCUGUGUUUCUGUUGGCCUCCCAAAACUCGGCACGGGGUCAGCUACUAAUUCAUAGUGCAGAUUUCCGCUGGUUAGGAUGAACUGUGGGAAUCUUUCAUCUCUAUUUCACCACUGACUGAGGGAGCUGCCUUAAAAUUAGUGUCUGACUGCCAUCUUCUCACCUAAUCAAAUCAACACUUGCCAUUUUGCUUUGUUUUUUUUUCUGCUUGUUCCCAGUGCUGACUCACGCUUCCCCCUUCCAUACAAUAAUUUAUUUUCUAUGUUCACACAAUGUUUUACAAGCAGCACGGUGGCAUAAUGGGUGGUGCAGUCGCUGAACUACACCAGCAAUCACUGGGAUUUGAUUCCCACCACUGUCUAUAAGGAGUAUGUUCUUUCUCCCCAUCACUGCAUGGGUUUCCGGUGGGUGCUCUGAUAUCCUCCCACAUUCCAAAAACAUUGGUGUGUCAGUGAGUAUUGAGCACGCAGUGCUGGCGACAUUUAACGACACAAACCUCAGACUGUGUUUGUCAUUGGCACAACAUUACAGGGAGAAGGCAGGAGAAUGGUGUUGCGGGGGAUAAUAAAUCAGCCACGAUGAAAUGGCAGAACAGACUCAAUGGGCCGAAUGGCCUAAUUCUGCUCCCAUAUCUUAAGGUCUUAUGGCAAAAUGGAGCCGAUGUACAUGUGACAAAUAAAACUAAUCCUUAUCUUCUGAGAAAAAUGUUCUGAGACAUUACUUUUUGUGUGUGGGAGGAGUUGACGUUUUCUUUGAAUGGGUUCUAUGGUGUUUCUUUGUUUCGUGGCUGUCUGUGGG